GUCAAAGACAGAGCCAGGAGAAGAUGUAAUGAUUCGAGGUUGCAGCUUCUUGCAUCAAACCUCCCCAGCCCGGGCUGGACUGCAGUCGAGACUUGGACUGCCACGAAUCGGUCAGGCGGAGUUGCUGUCGAAGGCCGAGGCAUCACAGCGAGAGCACCAGGAGGAGCAGAAGGUCUUGGACGCCGAGUCUGGGGCCUUGCAAGAAGCUCAAGUGAGGUUGCGGCGGGAGCAACUGGAACUGGAAGCACUGCAGUCUGCCUGGGAGAAGAUGCAGAAGCAGCAGGAAGUUUCCUCACAAGAAGUUAUGGUGCUCUCCCUUCACAGCGAAGAGAUGCAGGCGAUCUACGCCGCAGAUGCUUCGGAGGCCAAGGAAAUGCGCGCGCAGCACCUGGCAAUGCAAGAGCAGAGGAGAGAACUGGAGGUGGAGCUGCAGCUUCAAAAAGGCAGUGCCAUUGAAACACAGGAGGUGGUGGACGAGCUGCGAAGAAGGAAGGCCGAAGCUUCGAGAGCCAUCAAGGCACGCGCCUUGGCGGAGAUGGAGCAGGCCCGAGGACUCCUUCAGGACUCGGGCGUCAGCUACGAGGCCGUGAGCCUCGCUUCGCCCAGGAGUGAAUAGCUGCUGACCGCAGUGAGGUAGCUAUUGUGUGCAAAAAGGAUCGUCUUCCAUUUGGAGAUGUCAAGACUCCACGAGACUGUAUUGAC
This is a messenger RNA of Durusdinium trenchii, 702 nucleotides long. Lineage: Eukaryota; Dinophyceae; Suessiales; Symbiodiniaceae. The record is from the annotation of a GenBank genome assembly.